CCAUAUCCCUUGACUUGCGGUUUCUUGGUACUAGUUCUUAAAGAGCUUGCCCUAAGCUUCUCUCUUUGUGUGACUUGACUGUGAGUUAAACACACACACACAGCUAAGCUCCUUUAAAGUCACCAGAAAAGGUGGCUGAUCCUUCGGAGGCAGAACCCUUCUCAGGAAGCAUAUAAUGGCUUCAAAUUAAGUGAACUUCUUGUGGGUUUCUUGAAUCUCCCUCUGGCCAUCUCUUUUGAUCAUCAGGAGUUCAGGUUCUUUCUAGGGUUUCUUCACAGUUGGAGCUUUGUUCCUCUUUUAGACAGUUAAAGCUGUGUUCUUUCUAGGGUUCUUUCUAAGUUGAGAGAGAGAGAAUGGAUGAGAGAGGUGAAACUGACAAAAUGGAUGAAAUCAUGCUGCCAGGGUUUAGGUUUCAUCCGACCGAUGAGGAACUGGUUGGUUUUUAUCUGAAGAGGAAGGUUCAGCAACGACCGCUCUCCAUUGAAAUCAUCAAGCAACUAGACAUCUAUAAGUUUGAUCCAUGGGAUCUCCCAAAAAUGGCAACAACUGGUGAGAAAGAAUGGUACUUCUAUUGUCCGAGGGACCGGAAGUACAGAAACAGUGCAAGGCCUAACCGAGUAACUGGAGCUGGGUUUUGGAAAGCCACCGGAACUGAUCGACCCAUCUACUCCUCAGAAGGUUCGAAGUGUAUAGGAUUGAAGAAGUCCCUUGUUUUCUACAAAGGUAGAGCUGCUAAAGGGAUCAAAACUGACUGGAUGAUGCAUGAGUUUCGUUUACCUUCUUCACUCACUGUCUCUGACUCCAUCUCAUCCCCACACAAGAGGUUCUUGGACAAAAACAUACCUCCCAAUGAGUCAUGGGCAAUUUGCAGGAUCUUUAAGAAAACUAUCUCUACUGCACAAAGAGGUAUCUCACAAUCAUGGGUCUCCCCAAUAUUACCUGAAACAACCACGUCUGAGAUACUUUCUCAAGGACCUCACAGUACUCAGUUCACUUCAGAGAACAUGUCACUGACACCAAACAAAUCAAGCUCAGCAUUCCAAUUUAGCUCUAACAAUGAUCUUCAACAGUCAUGUAUCACUGCCAGUUUCCCACCUCUAUAUGUUCCCUCCUACUACAAGCCCAUCAACCACAUGGCUACCAAACCUCUUUCACUUGGAGACCUUCCCACAGCCUACCCAUUUUCGUCACUCGUGAACUUGCCGGGACCCUCUAAGUGCACAGUUGAUGAACCUUCCAUGUUCCUAAACAUGUCCUCUACUACCAUGUUUGGAGAUUUUGGCAAAGCCUCUGAGAGCACAGAGUUCAGUGGAUUGCAAGAGCAGUGUAAUGGUUUCUCAAUAGCAUUACCACAAGAAGUGCAAGGCAGCGGAAGUCAUGGAGAAGAGAUAAAUUUGAUGAGGGACCCAAAUGGGGCACAUUUUGAUGAGCAGUGGGGGACUAUGAGAUCUGUUGGAAUUCCCUUCAGUUUGCCUUCAAAUUUGGUGUGGGAUUCUUCUCCCUGUCCAAGUGAAAUGUCCACUAGCUUUUCCACUAACAAGUGCUACUCUUGAAAAAAUAAAGUUGGUACACACUUACACAAGCUAGAACCAUUGUUUUAAUUGCCAGUUUUGUUGAUUUAAGUUUAGCCUCAUUGUUAGAACAACAAUCUGUAUCUGUCUAGCUAGGAGUAGUAGUGUAGGUACAAUCUUUGUGUCGGGACUAGAAUUUCUUGUGUACUUGAUCUAAUCACAAAUCGAAGGAUUAAAAUUUUCUUA
This is a messenger RNA of Camellia sinensis, 1757 nucleotides long. It is a transcript of the gene FEZ, whose product is annotated as NAC (No Apical Meristem) domain transcriptional regulator superfamily protein. NCBI's taxonomy places the organism in Eukaryota, Viridiplantae, Streptophyta, Magnoliopsida, Ericales, Theaceae. Gene Ontology annotation, molecular function: DNA binding. Gene Ontology annotation, biological process: regulation of DNA-templated transcription. The record is from RefSeq and is a predicted model, not a curated record.